This is a messenger RNA of Xyrichtys novacula (pearly razorfish), 2940 nucleotides long. The record is from the annotation of a GenBank genome assembly. Lineage: Eukaryota; Metazoa; Chordata; Actinopteri; Labriformes; Labridae.
AUGACUCACCACUUCUUGGUCAUCCCAGACCUACCACAUCAGGUCUACAUGGGAAGUGAUAUACUGGUCAGGUUGGCAGUCCAGGUCGAUACCAUUAACAACAUACUGUGGUCCUUUACCAGUGUUAAUGAGGAAACCCAAACCCCUGAUGUCGACAACAUCAUAUCAGGACAGUCGAUCCCUGAAGCCUGUCAGGUAGCCAAUGAACUUGACAUUGUCAUACCUGCAAUGACCACAAACGUUCCCAUUCGCUUGAACCUACAACGUGGACAAAAGCUGUCGCACACUCAAGCUUUCUUCCAGCCGUCGUUGCUCUUUCUUAAACUAGGGCUGUCUACUCAGGCAACUCCUCUUCUUGAGCUUCACUCGAGAUUCACACACUUGCUUGUACAAAACACGACAUCAGAAGAUAUCCUGAUCCCUAAAUCCACCCCGCUGGGUUGGUUGAUCAGCACAUCGUUCCACGACUUUGAAUUGAGGAUUCCUGUAAUAGGAAAAAUGCCCCGUUCUCUGAUGUCAGACCAUUCGCCGGAACAGGUCUUCCAUACCCUACCUUCCAGGGCUAUCUCGCUCUUUCCAACUGUACCGCUGGACCACGACACCAUCUGUCAGGUCGACCUCUCUGAGGACUCACAGAUGGUUCUGCACACAGUGCAAGUCCUAAACGUCAGUUCAGAGCCAGAAAUGGCCCAUACACUUUCCGGGGUAGAACCCUCUAUCUUCCCAACCGGGCAAACACCUGAGCACGAUCCAGACUUUGACGCCAAAGUCGAACAGCUCGUAGCUGAGGCAGACGCCCUGAACGGCGAAGAGGAGCGUGAAAAGCUUCGCAAACUUCUGCACAAAUAUCGAGCCUCUUUCGCAAAAGACUCGCUUGACUGUGGCUUAACCUCUAUCCACUCUAUCCGCAUUCCGACACCACCGGAUGCACCACCAACUUUUGUACGCCAGUACAAAAUUCCCUUAGCAUCCUAUGAACCUAUUCAGGAAAUCAUAGACGAUCUUUUGGCGAAGGGGAUCAUUCGGCCAUGUAACAGUACCUACUCAGCCCCACUCUGGCCAGUACUGAAACCAAACGGUAAAUGGCGACUGACCAUCGAUUACCGCAAACUGAACCAACAAGUUCCCCUUUCCAGUUGGCCUAUGGCUCAGCUCCAACAGGAUCUGCCAAAGAUCUCUGACGCGAGAUACUUCUCCACUCUUGACGUGGCAUCAGGGUUCUGGACGAUACCAGUACACAAAGCUGACCAGCACAAACUGGCGUUCACUUUUGCCAACAGGCAGUACACCUUCACCCGAUGCCCUUUCGGCUAUGCCAACUCGCCAGCAGAGUUCAACAUCUUUCUUAACAAAGCCUGCCCAGAUGCUAGUGAGAGAGGCAACCUCAUAUAUGUCGAUGACAUCUUAAUGAGGAGCCAAACCCUGGACAUGCAUCUCGCUGAGAUUGACCAUGUCCUGAACCAGCUCACGAACGCCGGGGCAAAGAUAUCUCUGUCGAAAUGUCAGUGGUGCAAGACCAAGGUGAACUACGUCGGUUUGCUUGUUGGUCCAACAGGGGUCGAACCACAGCUGAGUCGGAUUCAAGGACUGUCAAACCUUAGAGCUCCCACAAACGUCUCAGAGCUUCGCAGCUUUUUGGGAGUAUGCAACUACUCCCGACAGUUCAUUGAGGACUAUGCAUACUUAGCAAAACCCCUCACUAACAUACUGAAAAAGGAUGUGCCACUCACUUGGGGACCGUCCCAACAACACACCAUGCAAGCUUUAAAAGACAGAUUCUGUGCAGCUCCUUGUCUUGCCUACCCAGACUGCAACAGACCGUUCUAUCUGGAGGUCGGCUUCUCUUGUCACUGCCUCAGUGUAGGGUUAUACCAGAUCCAUGACUCAGAUAAACGAGUCGUCGCGUAUGCUAGCAAAACCUUGCUGGCUCCUGAACUGAAGUUCUCCAACUGCGAAAAAGCGCUUCUCGCCACUGUGUGGGCUGUGAAGCAUUUUUCCAACUAUCUUGGAGGCCAAAAGGUGAUUGUGGAAACCAAUCAUCAACCAGUGACCUUCCUUAACAGCCAAAGAAUCAGAGACGGCGUUGUAACCAACGCUCGUGUAGCAUCUUGGCUUAUGGCUCUUCAGAGCUUCGACAUCGAGGUCCACUACGCCCAAAAUCGCAAAACACCUCUCGGGAUGGAACUCGCAGCGUGCCAAAGCUGCUUGACAGACAGCGUGGACACAGGGUCCCCAACCUGCGAACCCAAGCCACCUGAAUUAUCUUGCCACCGGUACUUUGACGACAAUGUCUGCAAAGACAUGAUUACAGCUUACGUUGAUGGUUGCUCAUACCAUCACGACACUGUUCUCCGAGCAGGCGUGGGUGUUGUCUGGGUCAACGACGAACCGUGUGAACCACUCAGCUUCAACCUAGGGGCCCAAACGUCCCAGUAUGCUGAAGUGGCAGGCAUUCUGAUUGUUUUGCAACUUGCGGUGGAACACAAAAUCCACGCCUUAACGAUCUGUACAGAUUCCAACUAUGCGCGACUCAGCUUCUCAUGCCAGCAGGGGGCCUUGACUGGCUCAAACUGGCACUUUAAGCCCUCUGUUUUUCCCCUCCCGCCCGUACCCCUGGUUUGUGCUGUCACCAGAGCCCUGUCUCGAGCUCCACCUCGCCCGGCUCCCUCGGGCCCGGUCUCCGCCACUGUGGCUCCGUUUUUUUCUGACUCUGACUUGCUGGCGCUCCAAGCUUCGGACCCAGCCAUUGCUGCCAUGACCAGUUCCUUUCAGGGCCUCCUGACUCCUCCAUGUCUCCUGUCUUGCUUGACUCCAUCCUUGGUCUGCGCCAUCUUUUCCGCGUGCGCUCUUCGCUGCGGCUCGUCAAGGGCUUUCUGGUUUAUGUCUCCGAUGCACUCACUUCGCCUGCCCUGGUGGUGCCUCGCAGCCACAGGGGGGUGA